AUGGGUUUUGAUGCAGUUAACGCUUGCUCCGUCGUAAGCUGCGUCCAAGGGACUUGCCGUGAAACAAAUGGUGCAUUGUUAGACUUUGAAUGCGACUGUUAUCCCGACUGGACGAAGCUCAAAAUGGGUCCUAUCGAAUUACCCACUUGCAUCAUCCUCAACUCUUGUACCCUGACUUGGUGCGGCUAUGAGAGCUGUAAAACAAACGACAGUGGCUACCAAUGCGACUGCAACGACGGCUCUGAGAAAUUUCACCAUAUGCCUGCCUUACCCUGUUACAAACCAUGUGCUGUGGGACCUGACUGCGAUGGUGUUGGUCUGGGUGAACGACCAACGCCGGCACCUCAGCCGGCGUUAUCUUCCCAUGAUGCAGCAUCUAAGGGUUCUUCCACUCCAAAAUGCUGA
Molecule: messenger RNA, 405 nt
Organism: Hibiscus syriacus
Lineage: Eukaryota; Viridiplantae; Streptophyta; Magnoliopsida; Malvales; Malvaceae
Exons: 4
Coding region: 1-405 (134 amino acids)
Source: RefSeq, a predicted model, not a curated record